Neltuma alba is the source of this 708-nucleotide messenger RNA. Its product is annotated as LRR receptor-like serine/threonine-protein kinase EFR. The transcript is spliced from 3 exons. The record is from RefSeq and is a predicted model, not a curated record. Lineage: Eukaryota; Viridiplantae; Streptophyta; Magnoliopsida; Fabales; Fabaceae. Bases 1 to 708 code for a protein of 235 amino acids. Gene Ontology annotation, molecular function: protein binding.
AUGGACGUGUAUGUUAAUUGCUGGAUGCACAACACUUGCAAAUUUGAUAAGUCUGCUGUGCAAAACAUGGAAAAACCUCUUCCCUUUGUUUUUCUUUUCCUACUUCAUUGCUUCCUAUCCUGCUUAGCUUGGACCCAGACAAACAUCACCACCGACAUAUCUGCACUUUUUUGCGUUAAAUCCCAUAUCACUUCAGAUCCAUACAAUUUCUUAGCUAAUUGGUCUGUCUCUUCUUCUCCUUGCAGUUGGGUUGGUGUCACCUGCAAUACUCGUCAUGGAAGGGUCCAUUCCUUGAAUCUUGGUGGCAUGGAUCUUGAGGGUAGCAUAUCUCCACAACUAGGAAAUCUCUCCUUUCUGGUUGAUCUUGAUCUCAGUAACAACAACUUUCAUGGUCAAAUUCCUCAAGACCUUGUUCAAUUACGUCGAUUGAGACUGUUCAAUUUGAGCUAUAAUGACUUUCAUGGACAAGUUCCAACAUGGAUAGGCGAUUUAUCUAUGCUUGAGCAGUUGAGUUUUCAAAGUAACAGUCUCAAUGGGUUUAUUCCAUUAUCUCUAUUCAAUCUAUCAAGGUUGGAGACUUUGGAUUGGAACUCUAAUAAACUUUCAGGAGCAAUUCCCCAAACAAUUUCCAACUUAUCUUCACUUGAACUGCUAGACUUGUCUUAUAAUAGUUUGUCAGGUUGUGAUUGGUUGCUGUGUAGGUUGUAA